UAAACUUUCACUUUCUCUGAACCUCGUGAAGAAUACUUUGAUAUUAUGAUUAUGGCAGCUCCUUCUCUUACAGAUGAAGAUUUAGAACAAUUGGCCAUGGAUGAAAUCUUAAAAGAAACCAAAAGGAAUUCAGAAAGAGCAAAAGAGUUUGGUUCUCUUGGGUGGCAAAACCCUAGAAAGACUGCCAACAAGAGAUUUUUAAGCAACAUGUUGGUCAGCACAUUGCACAAUCCUCUCCAGAGGAACAGUCAUACUGCUGGAUCAGAGAGAGGGAGGCAUGACAGACACCUUGAUUCUGACAGAUUGGGGAGUCACAGGGACCAGAAAUAUUCUCAGGGAGAGAGGAAGGACAGCUCAUCAGAGUCCGACAGGAAAAAACAUCAGAGUCCGCAGGAUUUUGAGAGGAGCCAAAAAAUUGAGAGGCAUGAGAAAACAAGGGAAAAUUUUCAUCAUAGAGCGAGGCGUUCCUCAGAAUCUCCAGAGUAUUUAAAUAAAGGUAAAGAACUAGGUAGACAAAAUGAAAGAAAAAAUGGUAGUAAGAGAAAUUAUUCUUCUGACCGAAAGUCUUAUCGGGAUGAAAGCCAAAGGAGUUAUCCUAAAGUAAGGAAAGGUGAUGAAGGAAGUAGAGAUCAUAGAGAAAAGUCAUGGCUUCAUGGGGAAGGGCCUCCCCGUGACCUCAGAGAUGUAUACCACAAGGAUUACAUGGAGUACACACAGAAUUAUAAGAAACACAUGAAUUACUUUGAAAAAAUGGAGGAGAAGGAACUGCAUCAAAAACAUUCAAGGUCAUAUCAGUCUGAAGAAAGAGAGACAUGUUUGUACAAAUCUAAGGAGAAAAGGCACUCACCAGAAAGUAGAAUGCACCAAAAAUCUAAGAAAUCUAAGAAGAAAAGAAGAAAGAUAUCUAGUGAAAGUGAUGACAACCCAAGUAGUGAUUUCCCAGGAUUUGGAGGAAAAUGUCAUGAAAAAGAUACCUCAAUCUUGAAGAGCAAGGGAAAACCAAGAAACAAAAGAAAAAAGUCUAAUGAAAAACUUCAUAAAUCUGCAAAGAAGAAAAUGAAAUCUGCAAAAAAAUUUGUAGAUUCAAGUCCAAAGGAGGGUGUAAAUCUGGGUGAGAAGCUGGAAAGUGACAGUUCAGUAGAAAGUGAUGAGGGAUUAAAGAUGGACUACUCUGAUUUGUCUAACAUUACAGAGACAUUUUCAAAAGGAAAAAAGUCAAAACACAAAAAGCACAAGGAUAAAAAGAGAAAAAAAAAUACUGAGGAAAAAAUAUGUUCACUUGUAACUUGAUUAAUUUAUUAAUACACAUGUCAUUGAAUGGAUUACAUGGUUUUUAUUUGUUUUUUCCUAAUUAAAUUUAAAC
Messenger RNA from Magallana angulata, 1363 nucleotides. RefSeq names its product eukaryotic translation initiation factor 3 subunit A-like. The transcript has 3 exons. NCBI's taxonomy places the organism in Eukaryota, Metazoa, Mollusca, Bivalvia, Ostreida, Ostreidae. The coding region runs from base 46 to 1290 and encodes 414 amino acids. The record is from RefSeq and is a predicted model, not a curated record.